Molecule: messenger RNA, 6183 nt
Organism: Antechinus flavipes (yellow-footed antechinus)
Lineage: Eukaryota; Metazoa; Chordata; Mammalia; Dasyuromorphia; Dasyuridae
Gene: ZNF541
Product: zinc finger protein 541
Exons: 16
Coding region: 1447-5565 (1372 amino acids)
Biological process (GO): regulation of transcription by RNA polymerase II; negative regulation of DNA-templated transcription
Cellular component (GO): transcription regulator complex; histone deacetylase complex
Molecular function (GO): transcription corepressor activity
Source: RefSeq, a predicted model, not a curated record
CGAGCGCCAGGCACGAAGCGCGAGGCGGGCGCGCGAGCCCCCGGGGGCGGGUAAAACCCGGUUGCUGCUGCUGCUCCUGCCCCCGCCCCCGCCCCCCUCCCCCCUUCCCUCUCCCCCGACUUCUCCCCCCCCAGACCUCCUCAGACCCGCCCCCUCCCCCCCAACCUCCUCAGGCCGGCCCCCCUCCCUCAGGCGGCCUUAUCCCCGUCCCUGCACCCCCAGGCCUUGCAAUCGCCCCCCCCACCCCGACCCUUCUGAGCACCCCUUCCCAGCAAAAAACCCUUCCUUCCCGCUGGCCCCCCGCCGAGCAUCCCCUCCCCACCCGCCCCCUAAACGAGCAUCCCCUCCCCACCCCCGGAGCACCCCUCCGGUCCCCCGCCGAGCAUCCCCUCCCCCUCUCAGAGCAUCCUGUCCCCACCAAUGCCCCUCUUCCGCUCUCUCCACUUAACACCCCCUCCCAGCAAAUGCCCUUUUCUCUUUGCCCGCCAUUUAGCACAAUCCUCCCGCAUUCAAUGCGCCUUCCCUCCCGGUGUAGAGCAUCCCACCCCAGCAUUUGCCCCGACUCAGACCCCCCCCUUUAGCAUCUCACCUUAGCAUUCCCUCCCAGCAAACGCCCCUCCCCACCCAGGCUCCCCCAAUUCAAUACUUAAACCAUCCCCCCCAGCACACUCUCCCAGCAAGAAUUCUCGUCCCUUUCUCUCCCCCCAGCUUUGUCCCCCUUCGAUCUGCUCUCUGGCAAAAGGCUUCUCGGGACACAAGUCCUGGCCCGAACCCGGCCUCCCCCAGCAAAAUCCCUCUCUUGCCCUGAUCUCCACUCCUUGCAAUAAUCCUUUUCCUCCCAGCACCUUCCUCUUCCUCUAGCUCAGAUCCCUCAUUUUCAGCAAAAACUUCCCUUCCAGGAAAUCCCUACCUUUCCACCCGAGGCACCCCCAUUUAACCUCUUCUCACAAAUAUUCCUUUUUCCCAUCCAGGCCACCCCUCCCCCCAAGCAAAAAUUCCAGCCCCAAUAAAAAUUCUUCCUCAAUUAAGCCUCCCUUUGAGCAAAAGCCCCUUCUGCCUCCAUCUCCCUUCCCAGUGAAACAGCCUCCAAAACCCCUGUUGAUUUUCCCACCAGCUGCCCCUUUCCCCCAACUUGACCAUCCCCUCCCCUUCCUUCCACCACCCGCUUCCAGGACCAGAGGGAAAAGCUGUUGAGCAGGCAAAAGAAAUUGGAUUUGUGUCUGAAAUUGGCACCCAGCACCCUGGAGGAAAGCCCCUGAUGGUCGGCCUGUCUGUCUUGUGAGCCCCCCAAGGGUGCCUAAAACUGACCCCCCAAGAGCCUUGGCUUGGCUCUCCUGGAUUUGGAUUGGACCUCAAGGCUAUUUUCUGCCCACUUUCAAAUCUCACGUGGUCAGCUUGUUGGAAAUCAGAGAGUGGCUUUUGUCCAAGACGUGGCAGUGGAGCACCAUGGACCAGUACAGCCUUGGGGAUGAUGGUGCCCUUCAGUCAGAGAUGCAUCUUCCUGGAUUUUCAGAGAGCCAGGGGCUGAACUGCAGUGACACCCUCAAUCGGGAUCUGUGCCCUAACACAAGAGACCUGCUCUAUGCUGGCCUGAGCAGUUUAGACCUGGACCCGGGCCUCCCAACACCAGAUAUGGCCAGUGAGGCUCUGGAGGACAACCUUGAUGCCCUCUCCUUGUAUUCAGGGAAGGAGGGAGACUCAGCAAAGCUGUUGGAGGAAUAUGCUGACUCGGACUCACAGCCUUCCUUGCAGGACCUGGGGCUGGGCGUCCUGAAGGCUUCUAAAGAGGCAGACGAAGGAGGCCGGACCAGCUCGGGCAGUGCCAGGAAAGGAAAGCGGCAGCACAGCUCCCCCCAGAACCCGUUCCUGGAUUGCAGCCUCUGUGGAAAGGUGUUCAGCAGCGCCAGCUCCCUUAGCAAACACUACUUGACGCACAGCCAGGAGAGGAAACACGUCUGCAAAAUCUGCAGCAAGGCCUUUAAGCGUCAGGACCACCUGACUGGACACAUGCUGACCCAUCAGAAAACCAAACCUUUUGUGUGCAUUGAGCAGGGCUGCAGCAAGAGCUACUGUGAUUAUCGUUCCCUGCGCCGACACUAUGAGGUGCAGCAUGGCCUGUGCAUCCUGAAAGAGGCCCCUCCAGAAGAGGAAGCCUGUGGGGACUCCCCCCAUGCCCACGAGGCCGCCGGCCAGGCCGGGCCCAGCAGCCUCCGAACCCUGGUGCCCUCCGAGGCCCGCUCCCCCAGCUCCCUCCUGCCCAACCGAGAUCUCCUGCGGUGCAUUGUGAGCAGCAUUGUCCACCAGAAGCUCCCCUCACCUGGCCCGGCCACUGCAGGGGCACCAGAUGUGGAUGGGAGGGGCUCACUGUGCCCCUGUCCACCCAGUGCAGGCUCUGUCUCCUGUACUCCUGCCAAUGCCCUGGCACCCACGGGAGCCCUGGGCAUUGAGCCUCCUGAGGAGCCUCGUCCCCCAAGAAAGGAUCCGCCCCCCUCUGACAUGUUCACGGUUAUCCACUCGGGGAACCUGGCAGCCAUGGCCCCAGGGGGAGAGAAUGGAGCCUCUGACCCAGCCGAUUCAGAACUGCCUUUUCUCCCACUCCCGUCCGCUGGGCUGGAAAGUUGGUCCGAUGGGGGGACCCUGCCUUGCCUGCCUCUCUUCCGAGGCCAGGCAGUCUCAGCCAGCUCCCAGCCAUCUAGUCACAACUUCCAGUGGGUCAGGAACCUGCCCGGCUGCCCCAAGAGCAAAGGGAACAGUGUCUAUGUGGUCCACAAGCCGGCUCCGGUCCCUGCCCGGGACGGCUCCGAGCCGGGGCCCGGGCCCGGGCCUGUGUCCCCCCUGCUGGACCCUUUAGCUGCUCCGGCGGGCGCUGGUCCGGAGGACGUGCUCUCUUUCCCUCCCACGCUGCUAAAGGCUCCGGGGGACACCCUGAGUGAUGCCAGGUUCGCUGGUGGGGAGGACAGCUCGUGGCCUGCCCAGAGGAACAAGUACGAGUGCGAGCCCUUCCCUUGGCAGAACCCUGGGGAGCUGGGCCUCCAGGAUGUGCAGAAGCCGAGCGGGCUCCCCCCGGAGAGCACCCCGCUCUUCCGGCAGCUCUUUCUCAAGUCCCAGGAGUCCCUGGUGAGCCACGAGCAGAUGCAGGUGUUCCAAAUGAUCACCAAGUCCCAGCGGAUCUUCUCCCACACCCAGGUAGCAGCAGCUCCCUCUCAGCUCCCACUCCCAGAGACCAAGCAGGCUUUGCUGAAACCACUGCAGGGCGUGUGGCAGCAGCCUCUGGCCCCAGGGGCUGACUCGUUCCAUGCUCUCCCGGGAAACCCCGAGCAGGAGGGGUCGCCGGCCCGCAGGAGAAAGACCCAGGCCCUGUUUCCAAGAGAGUCUUCACCUGGGAGCACGAGGCGGGACCCCAAGGGAGGGCCCAAAGUGGCCCCUGCUUUGCCUUCCCUUGGAUCGUCCCUGGACCCUUGCGGGAAUCCCGACGCUUCUAUGACCAAGCAGUUGCGGUCGGCCAAAGGGAGCGUAGGUCUGGGGGAUGUUUUCUCCCCAGCGCAUCCUCGGCCGUCUCCAUCGGGGGUGGAAGAACCAGCCGGAGGCCAGUUCCAUUCCAAGCUGUCUCAGACAGAGAACGGCGCGCCCUCGGCCUCCAAAGGGGACAAGAGUCAGACCUGUGCCAGAGAAAUGGGCUAUCGACUCUUCUCCGGCAGCACCAGAGCCCAGCGGUUCUCUGGUUUCCGCAAGGACAAAGUGAAGAUGGACAUGUGCUGUGCAGCCUCUCCAAGCCAGGUGGCCAUGGCUUCCUUCUCCUCAGCCGGAGCCUCCGCGGAGCCCACGCGGGACAUGAAGUCCAAGCUGACCAUCUUCAACAGGAUCCAGGGCGGGAACAUCUACAGGUUGCCCAACCCAGUGAGGGACGAGAGCCUGGUGACCGGAUGCAACCAGCUCAACGGUGUCUCUCCGGACUGGACGGAGCCCAGAAGCACUUACGUCUGCAAGAACUGCAGCCAGAUGUUUUACACUGAGAAGGGGCUGAGCAGUCACAUGUGUUUUCACAGUGACCAGUGGCCAUCACCGAGAGGGAGGCAGGAGCAGCAGGUGUAUAACACAGAAUAUUGCAAACCCCAGAGAUUGGUCCUGAGGCCAGAGGGGGACGGACAGAGUCCACCGGGAGCCAAGAGGCCUUUGGAAGACCUGGCCGCAGCGCCUUUGGUGACCCCCGUGUCUGUCCCUGUGCCAGCUGGGAGCCGACCUCCAGGGAGCCUGACCAAGGGACAUGAGAGGGCUGGCCGAGAGGAGAGAGACACUAAGGAAACCAGUCAACACAGAAAAAGAAAAAAACGCCCCCAGCCCAAGGCAUUAUUUAUCCCUCCUCCACCUUCGGUUUUUGGAGAGAUCCAGCCAGGCCCGGGAGGCUGCUAUCAGAGCUGUCUGCGCUCCCCCGUGUUCCUGGUCGACCAUCUCCUGAAGGGUUUAUUCCAGUGUUCUCCAUAUACGCCGCCGCCAAUGCUCAGCCCGAUCCGGGAAGGGUCAGGAUUAUACUUCAACACUCUUUUCUCCACGUCCGCUCAUUCUGGUCCCGAGAGGCUCUACGGGGCUGUCCUGGACCAAGUGGAUGGCUCUUUUGGAAUCGCUGUGGUCAAAGACGACACCAAGAUCAGCAUUGAGCCACACAUCAAUAUAGGGAGCCGGUUUCAGGCAGAGAUCCCAAAGCCCAGAGAGAUUUCUCUGGCAGAAGGUGACCAGCAUGGCGCUUCACUGGUGUGGAAGCCAUGGGGAGAUGUGAUGACCAACCCAGACACGCAGGAGAGAGUGACUGAGCUAUGUAACGUGGCCUGCUCCAGUGUGAUGCCAGGAGGGGGGACCAAUCUGGAACUCGCUCUCCACUGCCUGCAUGAAGCCCAGGGGGAUAUCCGGGAUGCUCUGGAGACCCUGUUACUUAGAGGACCCCAGAAGGCUCCAUCUCAUCCUCUGGCUGAUUACCGUUACACAGGUUCAGAUAUCUGGACUCCUGUGGAGAAGAGACUGUUCAAGAAGGCUUUCUGUGCCCACAAGAAGGAUUUUUAUCUGAUACACAAGACGAUUCAGACAAAGAAUGUGGCUCAGUGUGUUGAGUAUUAUUAUAUCUGGAAAAAAAUGAUAAAGUUUGACUGCGGCCGAGCCCCAGGGCUAGAAAAGAGGGUCAAGAGAGAGCAGGAUGAGGUAGAAAGGACAGAAGAAAAGGUAAGCUGCAGCCCCCGAGACCGGCUCAGUCACCGACCCACCCCCGAGCUGAAGAUCAAAACGAAGAGUUACAAGCGAGAGGCCAACGUGACCUCGAGCCCGACCAUCGGCCCCAAGAGGACGCCGGAGCCGCCAGGGAGCGCGGAGAGCCAGGGCGUGUUCCCCUGCCGGGAGUGUGAGAGGGUGUUCGAUAAGAUUAAGAGUCGAAACGCCCACAUGAAGCGCCAUCGCCUGCAGGAGCACGUGGAGCCUCUGGUCAGAAUGAAGUGGCCCGUGAAGCCCUUUAGGAGUGAGCCACGAGAUGAGGAAGAGGAGGAGGAAGCUGGGGCGGAGGGGGGCCCCCUCCGGUGGUGAUGGGAAGAAGGCCAGGAUCCUGGGGGGGCCUGCCCGGCCGGGGCCUCAGACCUGGGGAGAGCUGGUGAACGGGCCCGGAGGGGCCGCUGGGGGCACCGGCGUCUCUCCCGGGCUUGGUCCGAUGGGAAGUGUGCCCCCGACGUGGCCGCGUCUUGUCUUGGCUGCCCCAUUGGAUAGCCCCGGGGUCUGAUGGGGCAGCCACAUCCUAGGUUGGGUCAUAAUUAGGAGCGGGGCAGGGAAAGCACAGAGUCAUCACACGCUUCUCGGUCUGCGUGGUGUGGAUGUCGGAGGCUCUGUACCAUCCAGUGGGGUGACCUCUCCCCUUUUUCCAAUCAUAUCUCUUUGGGAGGAGGGGGGAGAAAAAAAGACAAAAAAGUUGGAUCUGAGUAGCUCUUAAAUCUUUGCCUAAGUUUUGGGAUUUGUUAUUUUUGUUGGAAAAGGCCAAGAUUUCAGAGAAUCAGUGGGAAAAUACCUUCAUAACGAUGACAUGUCAGGGCCUCCCUCACCCAGGGAGGGGCCCUCUGCAUUGAGUCCAAGGUCCUGUGGUGACUUGUACAUUGUUUGGUUUUUUUGUACGUGCCUACUGUAUAGCUUAUUAAAUUGGGUUUUUGAAUGGUU